Ananas comosus (pineapple) is the source of this 1134-nucleotide messenger RNA. RefSeq lists its product as uncharacterized. The record is from RefSeq and is a predicted model, not a curated record. The transcript is spliced from 3 exons. NCBI's taxonomy places the organism in Eukaryota, Viridiplantae, Streptophyta, Magnoliopsida, Poales, Bromeliaceae. The coding region runs from base 224 to 718 and encodes 164 amino acids.
UUUAUACUGUGAUAGAAAAUAAGGCUGGCGCACGCUAGUCCGGCCAUUCAAAACGGACAUUUCAAGGUGAUACAAAUAUCACAAUAAUCAUCUUUAAGUAGGUUGCUUUUCCUAAACCACAUUGUAGCAUUGUGAAUAACUGAAUAUAGAUCAGAAUUUAGAAAGAUAAUAACAUCGACAAAAAGAGAGAGAGAGAGUGAGGGAGAAAGAGAAGAGGAGGGCAAUGGAGAAAAAAGUGCUUGCUGUAUCUGGAAUAGUGGGCUUCCUGGGUUUGCUUAGUGCUAUCCUGGGCUUUAUAGCAAAUACCAAAAGGAUCAAGGCUUCGCAAGUACAAUUGACGACCUCAGGCGACUGCAUUUACCCAGAGAGCUCUGCUGCCGCCCUGGCGGUUGUAGCAGCCGUGACCCUGCUAUUUGCUCAGUUAAUAGCUAGCGCCGCCACAGGCUGCGGCUGCUGCUGCUGCUGUAAAGGCAGUACUCGUCAGUGGAAGUGGAACUGCCGUCGAGUAUCAGGGUUGAUCGCCGCCAUAGUUUCUUGGUUUACAUUUAUACUGGCGUUUUCAAUCUUCAUAUCUGCUGCCGUCUGGAACAGUCGUCACCGACAGAGCGGACAGAAGAGUUGCUAUGUCCUGAGGUCCAGAGACUUACCAGAAGCUGCCAUAUUGUCCCUGAUUACUGCCAUUCUCGGAGUCUCUUCUUAUGUGUCUUUGCGUGACUGAUACUGUGCAAUCAUUCAACCGAUCAUCGCCCGCCCAAUGAAUCAUGAUAUAUGGCAAUCAACAGGGACGUACACAAGACUAAAGCCCUCCAAAAACACCAUUGCAGUUUAUUAGCUUGUGGCGAAUAAGUUAUUUUUUCACAUUACUAUUUGUUCUGUAGCCUAGACAUGUUACUUCCAUCCCAUCCUAUCUUAUUUUGGCCAUAAGAGCAAUCUCUUCUGUCAGCUGAACAUUAUCUAAUAUUCGGAACAAGAUUUCCAACGAAUCCCAAAAAUUUGUCAUUUAGAUAAUUUCCUACUAAAAUUUAGAUCUGCCAGAGUUCCAGCUAAUGUAAAGACGAGCUAGGCUCACUUAAAAGUGUCAGCUAUGCUCUAAAAUCAUCAGAAAAAUGGGUUAAUGAUAAGAAAGAGUGAGUC